Molecule: messenger RNA, 3404 nt
Organism: Columba livia (rock pigeon)
Lineage: Eukaryota; Metazoa; Chordata; Aves; Columbiformes; Columbidae
Product: putative lysosomal acid lipase/cholesteryl ester hydrolase
Exons: 9
Coding region: 312-1508 (398 amino acids)
Molecular function (GO): hydrolase activity, acting on ester bonds
Source: RefSeq, a predicted model, not a curated record
UGCGAUGGGGUGCGGGACACACCCGUGGGUCCAGCCCGGCAGUGCCGUACGGUGGGGCCAGCCGCGCUCGCUGAGCCACUCGGGGCUCGAAAACGCCUCCGGCCCGCGGCUUGCCUCCCUGCCGCUGACAGCACCGCGCUCGUCCCCGUUCCUCGCCCCGUCACCCGGGCGGCCGCCCCUGUCACGCGGUCCCGUGCCGGUCGCCUCGCUCGGCGGGGGCGGCACAUAAGUCCCGGCAGGGCCCGCUCGCUGCAGCUCCAGCGCCGGGUUCUGCUUCGGCGCGGCCUCCGGCUCCUUUCCGCAGGGCCAGCAUGCGGGGCCUGGUGGUCGCCGCUUUCCUACUGCAGAGCAUCGCCGGUUCAGGCGCUCUCGCCACCGGCAGGAGAAAUGUGGACCCCGAAACGAACAUGAACAUCAGCCAAAUUAUUACCUUCCGGGGAUACCCUAGUGAAGAGUAUGAAGUGACAACAGAAGAUGGUUAUAUCCUUUCCAUUAACAGAAUUCCUUAUGGAAGAAAAGGCCGUGAGAGCAGCAAAGGUCCAAGGCCUGCUGUGUUUCUACAGCAUGGUUUGCUUGCAGAUGCCAGCAAUUGGAUCACAAAUUUGGAUUACAACAGCCUUGGCUUUAUGCUGGCAGAUGCUGGCUAUGAUGUGUGGCUGGGCAACAGCAGAGGGAACACUUGGUCCAGGAAACAUACACACUUCACAGUGAAGCAAGAAGAAUUCUGGGUUUUCAGCUUUGAUGAAAUGGCUAAGUAUGACAUUCCAGCCUCCGUGGACUUUAUUUUGAAGAAGACGGGUCAGCAACAAGUAUUUUACGUUGGCCAUUCACAGGGCACCACAAUGGCUUUCAUUGCUUUUUCAACUUUGCCACAGCUGGCUAAGAAAAUCAAAAUGUUCUUUGCCUUGGCACCAGUAGCUACAGUCAAGUUUGCCACUAGCCCCCUGGCAAAAUUGGGAGUGUUUCCUGACCUGCUACUCAAGGAAAUGUUUGGAAAUAAACAAUUUCUCCCUCAGAAUUAUUUUGUGAAGUGGUUUGCUACCCAUGUUUGCACCCACAGAAUACUUGAUGAUCUUUGCGGCAACUUAUUCUUUCUUCUGUGUGGUUUUAACGAGAGAAACUUGAAUAUGAGCCGAGUGGAUGUAUAUUCAACACACUGCCCUGCGGGGACGUCUGUGCAAAACAUGAUCCACUGGAGUCAGGCUGUGAAGACUGGGGAACUCCGAGCUUAUGACUGGGGAAGCAAGGCUGCAAAUAUGGCUCACUACAACCAGUCUACUCCCCCUUUCUACAAAAUAAAGGAGAUGACUGUGCCGACCGCGGUGUGGACUGGUGGACAUGACUGGCUGGCAGACUCAAAGGAUGCUGCGAUGCUGCUCGCUCAGAUCACAGACUUGGUUUACCACAAAAACAUUCCAGAAUGGGAACAUUUGGAUUUCAUCUGGGGCCUUGAUGCACCUUACCGCUUGUAUAAUGAAAUAAUUAACAUGAUGGGGAAGUAUCUCUGAACCGGCAUGGUAUUUCACAGUAUUAGUUCAGCUGGAAUUCAUAUGCUUUUCUGGCAAUAAUGUCACAUUACUUUUUUAUGAUGCAUUUUAAAAAUGCCAUCAAUGACUACUGAAUUGGAUUCAUAUGUAGUUUGGUUUUUUUUUCAGUAUUAUUUCUCUCUCCCGCAGAAAUCCUCGUUGUAUCUGGCUGAUUUUGCACACAGUGGCAUGGUACUUGAAAAACAACAGUGUGACUUUGUGCAAAAGGAGUCUAUCGUGUGCAUAUAAAUUUAGUGAAGUGUCUGAAAGACACAUCAGUCCACUGAGCACCUGAGGUGCUUGAUGAUUAAAACCAUAAGUAUUUCACUGUGGAUACAACAGUGCCAUUUCUCAGUACGUUGCCAUUUCUGAGUACCUUUCAGAAGUACUCCCUGUACUGCAGUGACCCGUUGGGUGCUGGUACCUUAAAAAGCACUUGGUGACUUUUUCUGCGUUAUUAUUUUAGCCAUCGCACAGAAACGAGCUACAUCGGGUGACUUUCUUUCUCAAUAUUGCCUGAAAGAACCGCCAUGAAGCCAGAGAAGAUCACCACUGUCAUCUGAAAUCUCCUCUUUUGAGACUGAUGCAUUGCUGCAUUUUUCUCGAUAUAAUGAUGUUCCUGAAGCCUUUCAUGUUUCACCUACCAUCUAUGGAUAAGGAUCAUUAUUUGUCCUUGCAGAUUUCUGGAAGUAGAGAAAUGGUUAAAAGAAAUACCAAUAGGUAAUGAUUUUCAAGCAGAAUGAUGUAACAUACUUGUGUUUUGUUCUCCUUGCACUGACCACUAGAAAACAAACUCCACCAAUGUACUAUUGGUGAGGGAAGAGCCAAAGCAUUAAUUCUGUAGCUUGAGUGAUGUGAUUUGUGUGGACUUUUCCCCUUAAUCACCUGCUGCUUUGAAAAUCCGUUUACUUUUUAGGUGCUUAUGUGGUGCUUGCCACAGUUGUUUUCAGGAACUGUACAACACCUUGGUGGAACCUGGCAGUAUUAACAGCAGUUUGCAUUUGUCUUAAUUGCUACUUCAAAAUGGGGCGAAGCCCUCAUUUGAUGGGGGGAGAGGAUUCACAUCUCCUUCAGGGGUCUGACUUUGGAGCUGUAAUCAUCUGUAAUACAGGUGCCUUGCGCUUUCCAUCAACUAUGCAGAGGAGUUUGACUUCUCUGAAUUGCACAAAAGUUCUGUGCCAAAUUUAGUUUUAUGGACAGUCUCUGGAGUCAGUUGCCUCAGUCCAGCUCAAAAUUUCUGUGCCAUGGUUGGAUUCAACCUGGAUUUCCCUCGGUAAUCCCAACAGGAUAAAAAGCCUUUUCUACAUGGCAUAGAAAAAUGUGCAUUUUAAACUGAGGCAAACAUUUUUGUAAAAAAACAAAAAAAGAACAAAAAAACAAACAAACAAAAAAACACACACACAAAAAACAAAACAACCCCAAACAAACAAAAACCUAAACAAACAAACAAAAAGAAACCAAAAACCCCCAAACCAAACCACCCAAAACCACCCCCCCCAAAAACCACCAACCAAAAACACAAAAAAGACCCCACAAGAACAAAUUAAAAAACUGCAAAAAGAUAAGUAAGCCAUAAAUGAGUGUUUAUUUGUUUGGCCUCUCUCUUGUUCCUAAUUCAGUCUCAGGGAAUCCUCAGGCUUUUUUAAGGAAAAAGUGGCUCAUUAUAUUUCUGUUGCAAUUCCUAGCAGGACCUCUGAGUUUGCUUUUGCUUUAUAUUUGUAGCAGCUGUAUUUGCUUUACCUUGCUGUGCUGAAAGAAGUUUCUGUAGAAAGUGGCUAACUUAGUAGUUGUGAGGGUAUGUGAUCCAGCAAGAGCUUUGUGUGUCACGUUUAUUAAGCUAGAGCAAUUUCAAUAAACAUGAGACCUGCGUGGAGUGCA